AGUAAAAAGAAAAAUUGAGAUACAGCCGGGUAACGAGAGAAAAAUAGUGAUUGUUAAAAAAUAGGUGCUAAAUGGAAUAUUUGGUGUUUAAAUUUUGUUAACUUGAUAAGAAAUUUACACGCAGAAAGCAUAAGUGAAAAUGUUAGAUAUCAUAAAAUAGAGCUCGAUACCUAAACUUAUUGAAGCAAGAGACAAGUUAGGUGGUGAACUUCUUGGGAACUGGUCUACUUUGUACUUUCAUAAAUUUCGAAUAUUACUACAAUAAACAGCAACAUUCCGGCAAUUUUGUUAAGCUGAAAAUCCGUGCACAUGGGUCAGUUCACAAUUUGCAUUUAUAAAUUUCUGUGGCAGUUGCUGCACAACCUUGUCUCUCUGUUUGAGUUUUGUUUGUGGCUGCGUUUACGUUUAAUUGCUUUUGCUCUAUGGUCAUAUGAUCUCUGCCGUACGCCAGCAGAACGAGAACAGAAUGAAUACGAUCUACUGCAACAAUGUAAAAAACACCUAAACAAAAUACCAAAACAUAUUAAUUUAAUCAUUGGUCCAGAGAAUACCCAGGUUAAUGAUGAACUACUAGCACACAUCUUUACCUAUGCUUUACAUAUGAACAUAAAUUGCAUCAGCUAUUAUGAUACACGUUAUACGAAUGCCUCGAACACAUCACGCCUAACUGCUUUAGAAAAACUAAGUUGUCCUAAAGGCUGGAAAAGAAAAAAUGUUGAUACCCAUCAUUCCGUGUGGUAUAUUUGCAAAGAUGAGACAUCAAACGGUUUGGUUAAAAAUGGGAUUAACGGUGUUAAUGGUGUGAGUAAUACACCUAAGUCAACAAUAACAAAUGGUCAUUUGCCUAAGUCAUCAACAACUGUUUUGGAGAAUACAUCAAUAGAGAUCUAUGAAAUCCAACCACAAAAUAAUCACUCCCUUAUAGCGCAAAUAUGUCGAGAUCUUUUCGAACAACGACACACCACAGAAAUACAAAAUCUCCUAAAAGACAGAACAACACUAACGGAACGUUUAAGCGAGGAACUUUCUCAACAUCUGGGGAAUUUAACAGAACCCGAAUUAAGUAUUAUAUUCGAUGAUAAUUUAUGUACAUAUGGUAUGUUGCCAUGGCAUACACGUUUCACCGAAUUCCACCUACACGCCAAGGGGCAACGUUUUGACGUGAAAACUUUUGCCCAAAUAUUAUACAAAUACUCACGUGUUGAACAAAGAUGGGGUAAAUAGUUAAUAUUAUAAAUAUUUUCUUUUAUAUUCUAAUGUCUGGGAGAGAAUGUGCCGGAGUUUAAGGCUUUCUUAAUGGUUUUUAUUUUAAACUGUGAACUAUAUGAUUCUAAAAAAAAAUUAAUUAUGUGUAUAAAGGAGUUUAUAGAAAAGUGAGUUUGUUUUUAAGUUAAGUGCAAGAAAUAUUCACUAUAAAUAACAAAUGACUUAAGUUAAGUUCAAUAUUUAAGUUAGCAAAUUGUAAUUUAAAAAAUUAACUUAAACAAUGAAGUGAAAAUGUUGUUAAUAAACAAUUUCGUAAAAUAAAUUAUAACAAUAAUUGUUAAGUUAAAUUAUGCCGAAAAUAAAAA
This is a messenger RNA of Lucilia sericata (common green bottle fly), 1571 nucleotides long. RefSeq lists its product as uncharacterized. Gene Ontology annotation, molecular function: ditrans,polycis-polyprenyl diphosphate synthase [(2E,6E)-farnesyl diphosphate specific] activity. The record is from RefSeq and is a predicted model, not a curated record. NCBI's taxonomy places the organism in Eukaryota, Metazoa, Arthropoda, Insecta, Diptera, Calliphoridae. The coding region runs from base 310 to 1224 and encodes 304 amino acids. The transcript has 3 exons. Gene Ontology annotation, cellular component: dehydrodolichyl diphosphate synthase complex; endoplasmic reticulum membrane.